Laccaria bicolor S238N-H82 is the source of this 471-nucleotide messenger RNA. RefSeq lists its product as uncharacterized. The record is from RefSeq and is a predicted model, not a curated record. The transcript has 4 exons. Bases 1 to 471 code for a protein of 156 amino acids. NCBI's taxonomy places the organism in Eukaryota, Fungi, Basidiomycota, Agaricomycetes, Agaricales, Hydnangiaceae.
AUGGCGACACGACACAUGAGUGGUGGUGCCACGUCAUUGUGGUGGUGGGUGCUCAUGGAUGGUGGUGGUGCCAUGUUGCUGGCGGUGGUCAUUACCAUUUGUUGCUGGCGAGUUGUGGCCAUUGUUGGGUCAUGUGGUGUCGUCAUGGUUGUCACUGUUGUCAACAUGGUUGGUGGGAGGGAAUGGAGGUGGGGAAGAGGAUGGUUGUUAGUCCUAGAUAGGUUGAGUGUGCACGACAGCGCGCACUGCAUUGGCGUGUCGGAGUUGCCGACAACUGCCCAGACAACGGGCGACGAACGANACCCACCGCCCACAAACAAACAACCAGUGCCCACGGACAAGCACCCAGCACCCACAAAUGACAAACGGCGACCAGUGCCCACCACUUUUCAUGAGCACCCACCGUCGACAAAUGGCGGUUGCCCCCCAGACGACUUUGCGCCACCCACAGACAACAGCCAGCCCCCAUGA